Molecule: messenger RNA, 927 nt
Organism: Ectocarpus siliculosus
Lineage: Eukaryota; Phaeophyceae; Ectocarpales; Ectocarpaceae
Source: the annotation of a GenBank genome assembly
AUGACUCAAGGUUUGAUGGACGGGCAGGAUGUGUUACCUUCAGCGCGCGUCCACUACGACUUCAAAAUGACAAGGGAGAGUGGAGAUCCGUUCUUCGACCAGAAAGAAAUCAAGGAGAGCCUUCGACAAUGGGGGAUGGAGGAUACACUUACUCUCACACAGGUGCAAUUCUGCCCAACCUUCAUGGUGCAUGAGGAGACAACCUUCCUACGCCAGUUGCUUACGUUCAUCGUCGACAACCCAACCAAGCCAAGGGGUACGAAGACCAGUGUCGAGAGCGUUCAGUGGGAAAGGUUGAAGUGCACGGCCAUGUCGAUGGAUUUCUUCAACUGCCUUAUUGACAAAGGGAUUGUUAGCAAGACGGGAAACAUGCGCGGGUGCUUUCCUGACGUUUUCGACGGGGUGACCGUGUCGGACAAGCUGAGGGAGCUACUGGUGAACCCGGACUCUGAGAACGCCGACGCCUUCUCCCCUGCCCAGCAGGAGGAGCUCCUCUUUCACGUGUUCCGGGUUCUGGCCGUGGGUGGGGGAGUGUGUCAGCCUGACGAUAGCCUGGAACCUUACACAAAGGCAGCAAAGGCGCUGUAUAAGGAUCUUGUCUCCGUCCAGAAGAACGCUUCCACAGGAAAGCUGGAGAUCGCCGCAAGCAAGGUUUACCGUGUCACCGAGGCAUCCACCGCGAACAACCACAACGGCAACGACGCCAGCAAGAACAAUCCGGAGAGCGCCAUCUCAUCAUCAGAGGGCAGCAACGGGGCGGUUGUAGGGAGUGACGGUGAUGGUGGUGGUGGUGGCAUGUCCUCAUUCUGGAAAGGGAAAUGUGCACCGUCGGAGUCGUCUUCGCCACACAGCACCUGCCUGGUUGUUGUCGAUCUCGCGAAGAAGCGCGCGUCCGUGCUCCGGAAAGAGUUCUUGCCGUUCUGGUGA